AUGUUGUCCUUAUGUAUAUCUUUUUUAUUAGCAAAUGUUGAAGCAGGGAUGUACCGUCAGAAUCGCUGCUACAGCUGCAUGUCGCCAAUGUAUGAAGAAUUCUUCAAGAAUGGAUUAGACAGAUAUUUCACUCCGCCAAAGAAUUUCUCGUAUCAAUGUGACGAACCAAUGAAUCCUGAGUCUAUGCAUUUGGUAUCGUGCCGCACGAUAUGUUUGACGGUACAGCAGGAUCUCUACGUUAUGGGUCAGCCCACUGGUAAACGCUUAUUCAUGCGUGGAUGUGCAUUGACGUUGGCUAGGAGAGGUCUCAACAAUCAUACGCUCAGUAUGUUCGAUCGAUAUGAUAUAUGCAGAGAGAUGUCAGCGGCUGACUUAUUCAGACACGAUCGCGCUGAUUCGCAACGUGUGCGCGUCUGCAGUUGCCUCGGUGAUCGCUGUAAUGGCUCAUUAUCCGGCUGCCGAGCGCCAGACAUGGUGGUGCUACUUACUGUGAUCCUCGCAUGCCUAAUUGUACGGUAG
Messenger RNA from Necator americanus (New World hookworm), 519 nucleotides. RefSeq lists its product as uncharacterized. The transcript is spliced from 6 exons. The record is from RefSeq and is a predicted model, not a curated record. Gene Ontology annotation, biological process: olfactory behavior; response to odorant. Gene Ontology annotation, cellular component: neuronal cell body; axon. NCBI's taxonomy places the organism in Eukaryota, Metazoa, Nematoda, Chromadorea, Rhabditida, Ancylostomatidae. Bases 1 to 519 code for a protein of 172 amino acids.